This is a messenger RNA of Phalacrocorax carbo (great cormorant), 845 nucleotides long. The record is from RefSeq and is a predicted model, not a curated record. NCBI's taxonomy places the organism in Eukaryota, Metazoa, Chordata, Aves, Suliformes, Phalacrocoracidae.
ACGGAGCCGAGCCACAUCCUAUCAGAGCAGGAGCCUCCUCUCGACCAGCCAGGCGAUGCUGGCCUCUCUCACCCUCCUCCUGGGGCUGCCGCUCGCCCUUGCCACCGGGGACGAGCCCCACGGUUGCACCCCGCUCCUCCCGGUCACCUUGGACAAGGCCACCAUCCAUGGGCUCCUGGGACAGUGGUUCUACAUCACUGGUGCCUCCACGUACGAGCCUCACCUGGAGGAGUUUAAGGCGGUGAAAUAUUCGACCUUUUCCUUCUCUCCCGGCAGCCACGAGGAUGAGCUCCGCGUUACCGAAAGCAUGAGAGUGAACGAGACGUGUGUGGUGAAGAACGCCAAGAUCCAGAUCUUUUGGCACAACUCCACCCUGGUGCACGUCGAUGACCAGGUGGCUUCCCCAGCCAAACUGAUCCAAAGUGACAAGGACCUGCUGAUCCUGAAGAAUUUCAAUGACAACUUCCUGAGUCUGAGCCUCUCGGCACGGACACCCAAUGUGAGCAAAGAACAACUGGAGGAGUUUAAAGCCCACCUGUACUGCCUGGGCUUCACCGAGGAGGAUAUUUUCUACGCGUCCGAAAAGGAUGCCUGUCCCCUGCCUGAGGAGAAGAUGGAUGAAGGCGAUGCAGAGCUGAAGCUGGGGUAACGCCCGCAGGCCGGGUUUGCUGCUCCAUCCUCAUCCUCCUUCAGCCCCUCCAUGGGGACAUCCCCACUUGCCAGCCCCAGCCAGGCUCAGCUCAGCUUUGGGAUUUGCUAUUCAGGCUUCGUUUUUUCCUCCUGGAUGAAACACCCAGUUUCUCUGUUCUCACCCGGACACAAAAUAAACCCCUGUGUUAUAGCCA